Lathyrus sativus (Indian pea) is the source of this 1458-nucleotide messenger RNA. Lineage: Eukaryota; Viridiplantae; Streptophyta; Magnoliopsida; Fabales; Fabaceae. The record is from the annotation of a GenBank genome assembly.
AUGGCUACUCUUGCUGACACUUUUCUCGCCGACCUCGAUGAACUCUCCGAUAACGAGGCUGAAAUUCCCGCGGAUGAUGAUGUGGAUGCGGCAGACAUGGAUGAAGAUGUUGAUGGUGACCUAGCUGAUUUGGAAAACCUUCACUAUGAGGACUUGGAUAGUGUUUCCAAGUUGCAGAAAACCCAGAGAUACAUUGAUGUUAUACAGAAAGUGGAAGAUGCCCUUAAAAAGGGUUCAGAUGUCUCAAUUCAGGGCGUAGAUUUAGAAGACGAUCCUGAAUACCAAUUAAUUGUGGAAUGCAAUGCUUUGUCAGUUGACAUUGAGAAUGAAAUUGUCAUUAUUCACAAUUUUAUUCGCGACAAGUAUCGUUUGAAAUUUCCUGAGCUAGAGUCACUAGUACAUCACCCAAUUGAUUAUGCACGGGUUGUUAAGAAGAUAGGAAAUGAAAUGGAUUUGACUCUUGUCGAUUUAGAAGGGCUUUUACCAUCGGCCAUUAUCAUGGUUGUCUCGGUUACAGCAUCGACUACGACUGGCAAGCCACUUCCAGAAGAAGUCCUUAGUAAGACAUUUGAGGCUUGUGAUCGAGCUCUUGCCCUUGAUUCGGCGAAGAAGAAAGUUCUUGAUUUUGUAGAAAGUAGAAUGGGUUACAUUGCCCCCAAUGUUUCUACUAUAGUUGGGAGUGCUGUCGCAGCUAAACUCAUGGGAACAGCUGGUGGUCUAUCUGCUCUUGCAAAGAUGCCGGCUUGUAAUGUUCAGCUUCUUGGAGCCAAGAAAAAAAAUCUCGCUGGAUUCUCCACUGCAACUUCGCAAUUUCAUGUAGGUUACAUAGAGCAAACAGAAAUAUUUCAGACUACUCCCCCUCCUCUAAGAAUGCGUGCAUGCCGACUCCUGGCUGCAAAAUCUACACUUGCGGCACGAGUAGACUCAAUUCGUGGGGAUCCAUCUGGGAAAACUGGAAGAUCCCUCAAGGAUGAGAUCCAUAAAAAAAUUGAGAAGUGGCAAGAGCCCCCUCCUGCCAAGCAACCGAAACCACUUCCAGUGCCUGAUUCUGAACCUAAAAAGAAGAGAGGUGGCCGAAGGCUUAGGAAAAUGAAGGAGAGGUAUGCAAUAACUGACAUGAGGAAGUUAGCCAAUAGGAUGCAAUUUGGAAUUCCUGAAGAGAGCUCUUUAGGGGAUGGUCUGGGUGAGGGUUAUGGAAUGCUUGGUCAAGCUGGCAGUGGCAAGCUUCGUGUGUCAGCAGGUCAAAGCAAACUUGCUGCAAAAGUCGCUAAAAAAUUUAAGGAAAAGAAUUAUGGUAGCAGUGGUGCUACAUCUGGUUUAACCUCAAGUCUUGCAUUUACACCAGUACAGGGGAUCGAGCUGACAAAUCCACAGGCUCAUGCGCAUCAACUUGGUAGUGGAACUCAAAGCACCUACUUCUCUGAAACAGGAACAUUUUCGAAGAUCAAGAGGACUUGA